AUGCAGAGAGUUAUCCAACGGACGACGUCGGCACGGAAGCAGGCUCUGCGCAGGACCAUCAAGUCCCAAGAACGACAGCAAUUGUUGGACCGAAUCCAGACUAAGCGAGCACGAAAGGACUACGGCGCCACAUUGUCUGCUCAAUUCCAAACGGCACGGAGGAACCGCUAUGAGGAUUGGGAGAAGGGCCCCCUUGCCCCAAUGCGAGACUCCGGUCUAGAUCGUACCACGUAUGGUGGCCAGGAGGGUUCUGUCUUGCACCCGCCGCGUCUCCCUAAGCACGAACAACGGAGGCACGUUCUCUUCGCCGAGGGUGAUCGAGUCUGCGUCAUUCGCGGACGGGAGCAAGGCAAGAUCAAUGUCAUUACCCAAGUCAACCGAGACAGUGAGACAGUCCUCAUCAAAGAUGUAAACAUGGGCGAUGUCAUUAUUCCCGAAUGGGCCAAAGACAGAAUGUCCCAUAAUGCCGAUAUCCAAGCACAGGCAUUUCCUGUGCCCUUCGACGACAUCCGACACGUCAUUCCGCUGGAGGAUACCGAGACUGGCAAGCUGGAAAACGUCCUUGUCAAGCAUGCAUAUGCUGCCGGCCCUUACCACGAGCGAGCCCCCCACAGCAAACUCCCCAGAUACUCCCGUUAUGUCGCCGGUUUGGACAUCGAAAUCCCCUGGCCAAUGGAGGAGGAACCCGUCAUUACCGAUGGCGAAAUGGACACACCACGAAUGGAGGUCGAGGCUAGCACAUUUGCCGCUACACUGUCGCAGCCCCCUAUGCCCUCAACUGUGAUUGACGAGCUACGCAACAAGUACGGUAAAUUCCGUACUCGACACGACCCGGAGUACUUGCGAGCGAAGAUGAUGGAGGAUUACGAGAAGGAGUACAAAGAAACUGUGUCCUUGACCACACCGAAGACAGAAGCUGCCAACAUGCGCGCGGCCAAGGCACUUGAAAGGAGGAAGGCCAGAACCGAUGCUGAUGGCAAUCUGAAAAUGUCUAAGGACACUAUCAAAUUCAUUACCGAGCAGAUGCAAAAGGCAACCAUCGCCACCCAACCCGCCCCUCUAAAAACAAAGGCGAAGCAGGCGAAGCCCAAGCAAACAAAGCCCAAGGCGACUGCUUGA
Messenger RNA from Penicillium soppii, 1119 nucleotides. Its product is annotated as mitochondrial 54S ribosomal protein uL24m. Gene Ontology annotation, cellular component: mitochondrion; ribosome. NCBI's taxonomy places the organism in Eukaryota, Fungi, Ascomycota, Eurotiomycetes, Eurotiales, Aspergillaceae. Gene Ontology annotation, biological process: translation. The transcript has 2 exons. The record is from RefSeq and is a predicted model, not a curated record. Bases 1 to 1119 code for a protein of 372 amino acids. Gene Ontology annotation, molecular function: structural constituent of ribosome; RNA binding.